AUGCGCUUUUCAUCUGGAACCACAUAUUUUCCCUCGUGGUAUUCGGCGCUCCGCAGAAAAAGGAACUCACUGGCGCGGCUUCUGUUCGCAGACACGGAGCUGGCCAUCCUGGACGUGUGGGGCGGCGUGUCGGUGCUCAACGCGGAGAACCUCACGAUGCGCGAAUUGGUGCGCAACACCACCAUGCGGCAGUUCAACGCCGAUGCCUUUUCUGUGUCGGGGGACCAGACGUACGUGCUGCUGGAGUCUAGCGAAAAGACGAAGAUGGCUAGAUCGCAAGCGAACUUUCUUGCCCUACUUUUAUUGCUGGAUGAGAACAAAGCAAAGAAAGGCGAAAAUCUCAUCACCUUAUCUGGUCAAGACAGGCUUCGCUGA
Molecule: messenger RNA, 375 nt
Organism: Gryllus bimaculatus (two-spotted cricket)
Lineage: Eukaryota; Metazoa; Arthropoda; Insecta; Orthoptera; Gryllidae
Source: the annotation of a GenBank genome assembly